AUGCCCAAAAGGAAGUGUCCGCCAUGCGGGAGUCUGCCUACACCUCCGAUCCAGCUGGGCUCACUCGAUGCGGCCUUGGAUCUCUUGGCCUGUGAUACCUUUACCCGAUUAGAAGGAUUAACAUCGAAAUUCGAGGCUUGUGCCAAUGUCAAAUUGGAAGAAGGGGUGAUAAAGGCAAGAUGGGAAGAAGCGGUCAAAAGAUAUUGGGUAAUGAAAUCAAUGGAUGAUUUAUGCUGCACAGCGAAGAGAGCAGGGCUGAAGGAUGUUGACGGGGACAAGAUGCAAGAGGAUGAUGAUCACAUGAUAGAUGGAAGCGGUCGACCGUUACCCAAUAGACAUCAUCCUGGACCUGUCACCACGCAUUCUUUGACUCCUGAUGAGGAACGAGAUUGGCGACGUUGGAAUCCUAAAAUCGGGGAUACCGUUUUAGUGGAAACGGCUGAAGAUGGCUUCUGGCCAGGUAAAAUCAUCGACAAGAAGGUAUUCUUCCAAGGUAGAACAGUUCCUCGUGGGAACCACUUUUUUCCUGUACGAAUAUACAAUGAAGAGAUAUCUCCCGUCGUAACCGUGAAGUCACGUUUGGUUCCCCUCUCCUUUCGUUCAAGCCCACCUUUGCUCGCUUCUCCUGCUCUUCUUAGUGCAUAUCAUCAUGCCGCCUCUCCAGUCACAUUUGACAUGAUGGCAUCCGCCCGAGAAUCAUUAGAUGCACAUAACCGUACUCAUCCAGGAGUAGGAGACGAGCCAGACAGACUGCGGAUUAAAGCAGACAAAGACUCUUGGAAUAAGAUUGUCAAUUGGGUCAUGAAUGAGAGACGGAUCGAAAAGUUGAGAGCCGUCAGCGAGGAAAGGGAGAAGCAACUGAAGAUGGUAGUCAAGCCGGACGUUUUGGAGGCGCUGGGCGAAGGGUGCAAUGGAACACGGUAUGGGAAAAUGGAUGAAGCGGAGGAAAUUUCCGGUGUAUUCGAGUCCAAAAAGAGGAGAACGCUGGCUCACGAGAAUGAGGACCUCACAAACCGGCGUUCCCCCGAUGGUGUGUCAACCAGCAUUUUUGGUCCAAUCAUUGGUCCAACGACACCUCAAAGAACAGCAUCUCCCUCCUAUGCCUCGAUGCUCCGACCCACUCUAUCCGUGCAACAAAGACCUGGUUCCCCUCGACGGUCGUCUCGAGAUAUCCGUCGAACUGGGAUUUUCGUAGGCAGGGGCGAGUCAAGUCCCCGUGGUCGAGGUGGCACAUAUACCCCUCCGAGGAUUCUACCUUCGGGCGAUGAAACUGCUUUUCGAAGUACCGGAUCACCUGUGCCUACCCUUCAGAAAUUUGACUUUGUCAGUCCGCUUGGUCCGGUCAAGCUGGGUAAACUCACAGAUGAUAAGGUCUCUACGCCGUCGAUGCUGGGUAAAAUAGGGAGGAGUGGCAGCUUGGAGGUGGUGAAAGAGGAAGAAGGUGAAGAAGAGGGAUGGACUAUCGUGCAGAAGAAAGGCAAAAGGAGAGCAGGCUCUGAGCCAGCAGCUGAAAAACAGGAGAUGAACGAGGCGGUUCACGGUGAUGAGAUGAUGGAGUUGUGA
Kwoniella shivajii is the source of this 1563-nucleotide messenger RNA. RefSeq lists its product as uncharacterized. The transcript has 4 exons. The record is from RefSeq and is a predicted model, not a curated record. NCBI's taxonomy places the organism in Eukaryota, Fungi, Basidiomycota, Tremellomycetes, Tremellales, Cryptococcaceae. The coding region runs from base 1 to 1563 and encodes 520 amino acids.